This is a messenger RNA of Solea solea (common sole), 1528 nucleotides long. RefSeq names its product Krueppel-like factor 15. Bases 220 to 1497 code for a protein of 425 amino acids. The transcript is spliced from 3 exons. Gene Ontology annotation, biological process: regulation of transcription by RNA polymerase II. The record is from RefSeq and is a predicted model, not a curated record. Lineage: Eukaryota; Metazoa; Chordata; Actinopteri; Pleuronectiformes; Soleidae. Gene Ontology annotation, molecular function: RNA polymerase II cis-regulatory region sequence-specific DNA binding; DNA-binding transcription factor activity, RNA polymerase II-specific.
AAUGCCAACAUGGACCCGUGGCAAGGACGGGACGAGUGAGCGUGCCACGACAAUAACACGACGGAGGGGAGAAGGAAUCCCGAAAAUAUAGGGCACCAUCGACGGUGCUGCUUCCCCGCACCGAGUGACCGAGACUCACCCGAGCUACACACGGUCUUGUGAUUGCUCUUCCGGGUCAGGUUUCGUCGAGGUUCUCUCGUACCCAUUUGGCCUGGAUCAAUGGUGUCUCUCAGCAGCAGAACGCUGAGUUUGGACAAUGACCUGUUCAGGGACAGCAGCAAUAGCAGCAGCAGCAGCCUGUUCUCCCUCGGCCUGGGAGACGCAGCCUGCAGUGAGGAAGCUAGUGUGGCCUCCUGCGACAGCCCAGAGGCAGGGGACUUGGGGGCUAUGCACAGCUCCAGCCAUGGAGAGGAAGAAGAUGAGGAGGAUGAGGAUGAUGACGAAAAUGACAGAGCACGCCUGCAUGUCUUUCUCGGAGCUGCAGAAAUCGAGAUGCCUGUGAGUCAGGAGUCUAAGCUGCCGGAAUUCCCUUUCCAACCCUCAUCCCCAUUCUCCCCAACCCUGGAGGACAUAGAGGAGUUCUUAAAGGAAAAGAUGGAACUGGUCAAAGAAGAACUAAUGGUCACUAAAGAGGAAGCCACCCCUCUCCCAUGCAGCUCCAGCGACUCCCCAUCUUCUACUGCACCCCUAGCCUCCUCCUCCUCAGACACUUGUAGUGACCCAGGGACGAGUGCCUCCCAUUGCACGUCUAGCCCAAGCCCCCCUCACCAUGAGCAAAACAGUCCCAGCCCAAGUGACCCUUCUCCUACCACCCAGGUAACCUCCUCAUCAUCCAGCGUAUCCCCCUCAAUGCUUUUAAGUGCUCCACUGGUUCUCCAGCUCCAGCCCCUACCUGUGACCCAGCCUCAGACCCCAGCAGGCUCUCCACCCGGAGCCCAAAAUGGCAUUUGGCUCACUCACCUAGUCAUGGGGCUCCAGGCUGCGACGGGACAAAAUCUCACCCUUCUGACCCCCCAGGUGCCCUCCUCUCCGACCACUAUUUUAUCCCUGAGCAGUGGAGACAUGAAGUCAGCUGACCAGAAGUAUGUAAAAAUCGCACCUCUGCCCAUCAAAAUGAAGGCUGUAGAGAUUGUGAGUCUAACUGGGGUUGGGGCCCAGAGCAGUGGUUUGUUGAAGGCCAUGGCUCCGCGGGUGACCAGAGUGCCACCUACAGAGAGGGUCCACAAGUGCUCCCACCCAGGCUGUGGAAAGAUGUACACCAAAAGCAGCCACCUGAAAGCUCACUUCCGACGACACACAGGAGAGAAGCCCUACACGUGCAGCUGGCCUGACUGUGACUGGAGGUUCUCCCGAUCUGACGAACUCUCCCGUCACCGCCGCUCUCACUCUGGCAUCAAGCCGUACGAGUGCUCGCUGUGUGAGAAGAAGUUCGCCCGUAGCGACCACUUAUCCAAACACACAAAGGUCCACAGCAGGAUCAUCAGGACCACCGUGUGACACCUUAAGCUGGCCUAAACCCUGCCCACGC